AUGGCAGAUGAUGAUUUAAAACUUGAUUUGACAGGAAAAAAAAAGAAGUCCAAGAAGCCAAUCGUAUUGGAUGAUGAAACACCAAAAGCAGACGAAAAUGUAGCUCCAGUUGGAGAAUCAGAAGAACUGGUGUUGGGACCGAAAAAGAAGAAAAAAACACCAAAAGUACCUGUUGUUGAUGAGGAACAACUUCCGGAAGAGGCACCGGAAGUUGUCACAGGUGCUGGUUUAUCAAAUCUUAUUGAUUCAAAAAGUGCAUGGCCUGAUUAUACGUAUGAACAACUGUUGGAGCUCGUUUUUGGUAUAAUGCGUGAACGAAAUCCGGAAUUGGCAGCUGGUGAAAAGAAGAAAUUCGUGAUGAAACCACCUCAAGUGGCUCGUGCUGGUAGCAAAAAGACAGCAUUCGCUAAUUUUGCUGAAAUUUGUCGAUUAUUGAAACGGCAACCAAAACAUGUGCUGCAAUUUUUGUUGGCAGAAUUGGGUACAACAGGUUCAAUUGAUGGUAACAGUUGUUUGAUCGUUAAAGGACGCUUCCAGCAAAAGCAUAUUGAAAGUGUUUUGCGAAAAUACAUUAAAGAAUAUGUUGCUUGUCAUACGUGUAGGUCUUCCGAGACGGAAUUGACGAAAGAUACACGUUUGUUUUUCUUGGAAUGUAAAACUUGUGGUAGUCGAUGCUCUGUCACUGCUAUUAAGAGUGGAUUUACUGCUAUGGUAGGAAAACGUGCUGCAUUGCGGCGCGCUGCAGAAGCUACUGCUGGUAAAUAA
Messenger RNA from Brugia malayi, 765 nucleotides. RefSeq names its product eukaryotic translation initiation factor 2 subunit 2, putative (gene Bma-eif-2beta). The transcript has a single exon. The coding region runs from base 1 to 765 and encodes 254 amino acids. Gene Ontology annotation, biological process: formation of translation preinitiation complex; translational initiation; formation of cytoplasmic translation initiation complex. Gene Ontology annotation, molecular function: translation initiation factor binding; translation initiation factor activity; mRNA binding. Gene Ontology annotation, cellular component: eukaryotic translation initiation factor 2 complex. The record is from RefSeq and is a predicted model, not a curated record. Lineage: Eukaryota; Metazoa; Nematoda; Chromadorea; Rhabditida; Onchocercidae.